This is a messenger RNA of Sinocyclocheilus rhinocerous, 732 nucleotides long. Its product is annotated as fibronectin type III domain-containing protein 7-like. The transcript has 3 exons. The annotation marks the transcript as partial. Gene Ontology annotation, molecular function: protein binding. NCBI's taxonomy places the organism in Eukaryota, Metazoa, Chordata, Actinopteri, Cypriniformes, Cyprinidae. The record is from RefSeq and is a predicted model, not a curated record.
GUCCUACUGUCCCGGGAGAUGUGCAGGUUCAGUUGGCGCCGGGUCGCUCUAUCGAUCUGGCAGUGUAUUGGCAGGUAGUCCGUGGUGCAGAUGCGUACACUGCUGUGAGCUCAACGGGCCAAAACUGCAGUUCCUCCUUAGGCACCUACUGCAUAAUCAGUCCCCUCAGCUGCAGCCAGAACCACACCAUCACCGUCACAGCACAGAAUGAGGCCGGACCCAGUGAACCUUCAGCUCCACAGGACCUUCUCACCUUCCCAUGUCCUCCUGAGCUGGUGUGGAUUGAGGAGCCGACCACAGGGAACUGUUCCGUCACAUGGUCUGAGGUUCAGUGGGUGGAUUACUAUAUUGCCUAUGUGAAGAGAGAUGACGGCUUAGAGGAAAACUGCAACACCACUGGCACGACCUGCUACUUCCAGUGCAUAUGUGGAUACACGUACCUCUCAACUGUGUUCACUUACAACCUGGCCGGGACCAGUCCACCGGGUCAAAUAGUCAACUAUACUACAAUCCCCUGCUGUCCAAACAAUUUGUCAGUGUCUCUGAUUUCCACCGAGACUUUAGAGAUUUCGUGGUCUUCAGUUCGAGGAGCUGAGUUAUACGAGACGAUCGCUGCAGACGGAAGCGAAUGGAUCCACUGCAACGACACGGCUCCUGUGUGUGCACUCUCUGAUCUCACCUGCGACAGCCUGUAUAGUGUGGUGGUGCGGCCCUGCAGUGAGACACAAGGAU